AUCAUGAAGUCAUCCGUCAAAAAGAUCAUUGCCAACACUAUCGAACAGCACAACGAAGAACUUCGUGCCAUUAGCAUCAAGAUUCACGAUAAUCCCGAGCUCGGUAACCGUGAAUUCGAUGCCUUUCGCCUUUUGACCGACUACCUCGAGACCAAGGGCUUCAAGGUUACCCGUGGUGUCGCUGGUCUUGAAACUGGCUUCAUUGCCGAGUACUCCAACAGCGACAAGGGACGUCGCGUCGGUUUUUGUUCCGAGUAUGAUGCUUUGCCCGGUGUCGGUCAUGGUUGUGGCCACAACUUGAUUGCAAUUACUGGUUUGGCAUGUGCUCUUGCCAUCAAGGCCUUGUUUGAUCAUAAAAUUACCAAGGGUACCGUCGUGUUGUUUGGAACACCAGCCGAGGAAUCUACAAGUGGAAAGAUCACUUACGUAUUGAACAAUGAAGUCCAGAGCCGUGUUGAUGCUGCGUUGAUGUUGCACCCUAUGGCCACUGAUAGCCUUUAUGCCCGCUUCCUUGCCUUGGACUCUCUCAAGGUCGAAUUCUUUGGUCGUGCAUCUCAUGCAGGUAUGGCACCCUGGAAUGGCAUCAACGCAGUCGAUGCCUUGAUGCAGGGUUGGGAUAAUAUGUCAAUGAUGCGUCAACAGACGUUGUCUAGCAACCGUAUCCAUGGCAUCAUCACUGAUGGUGGUAAAUCUGCCAAUGUUAUUCCCGAUUAUGCCUCUGCUGCAUUCUAUGCACGUUCCCUGACUCGCGACCAAUUGGUUGAACUCAAGGUCAAGUUGGAAAACUGCUUCAAGGCUGCUGCUAUCUCUACUGGCUGCGAGGUUAAGCUCACCUGGGCUGCUUCUGGACCAAUUGAAGAUGUCUUCCAGAACGAUACAUUGACUAGUGCCUACCGGGAAUACAUGGAAGAAGAAGGCAUUAAAUUUGCUACACGCGUUGAAGAAGAACAGAUCGUCAGCGGUAGCACAGACAUGGGUAACAUCACACAUGUUAUCCCUGCCACUCACCCUUGUUUUGGUAUCCACACCACCGCCACCAACCACACCUAUGAAUUUGCAGAGGCAGCAGGUACCGAGCAGGCACAUUAUGAUGCCCUCCUUGCCUCUCGCUGUCUUGCUCGCGCAGCCGCUGAUGUACUCCUGGACAGUGCCGUCCUCAAGUCUGCAGUAGCUGACUUCAAAAAGGGCAAGCAGUGAAUGUGUGUGUGUAAAAAAGAGAGAGUGAGAGAGUGAAUGAGUGCGUGAGUGUGUGCGUGCGAGUGAAUGAGUGUGUGAGUUUAUGAAAAUAUAUAUUAUAAUAAAUCAAGAAUCCUAUCAAUAAAAAAAAGGGGAGUACUUCCUUUUUGAAGGCAAGGGAAAGGUAUUUAGUCUUUUCGGUAGUAGUCUCUAUAUCCUUUAUCUCUUUCGCUCUUCCUCCAUCAUG
This is a messenger RNA of Phycomyces blakesleeanus NRRL 1555(-), 1423 nucleotides long. RefSeq lists its product as hypothetical. Gene Ontology annotation, molecular function: dipeptidase activity. The transcript is spliced from 8 exons. The record is from RefSeq and is a predicted model, not a curated record. Lineage: Eukaryota; Fungi; Mucoromycota; Mucoromycetes; Mucorales; Phycomycetaceae. Bases 4 to 1197 code for a protein of 397 amino acids.